AGCAAGUUCCGAAUGGGUGCAUGAAGGAGACUGAUACCGCUGAUUCCCAGUGGCAAAGGAACUGAAAAAAAGUUCUUUCACUGCUAUGGCUGAACAGGAAGGGCCAGACAAACCACCUUUAAAUGAACAGCUUAUGGCUCCCUCUGCAUCUCAGUCAGUGACGUCUCAAGAUGAUGCUACAGUGGAAACAGCAGAAGAAGCUGUUGAACCUCCAGAGGCUGACAUCAACGAGCUCUGCGGGGAUAUGUUCAGUAAAAUGGCACUUUAUCUCACAGGGGAGUUAACAGCUACCAGUGAGGACUACAAACUUCUGGAAAAUAUGAAUAAACUUACCUCUCUAAAGUAUAUGGAGAUGAAAGAUAUUGCUGGAAAUAUCAGUCGGAAUCUCAAAGACUUAAAUAAAAAGUAUGCUAGUCUACAGCCCUAUCUUGAACAAAUAAAUCAGAUUGAAGAACAGGUGGCCUCUUUGGAAAAUGCAGCCUACAAACUGGAUGCCUAUUCAAAAAGAUUGGAAGCAAAAUUCAAGAAACUAGAGAAACGGUGAGAGAACAGUUUUUAAUAGUGACUACUCAGCACUGCAAAAAGAGCAAACUCCAGUAUUACUUUGUGCAAACCACAGCCCAGUGAGCCCCUGAUUCUACACUUGUAAUAUAAACUUAAUAAAAAAAAACACAUCUGAAAA
Xenopus laevis (African clawed frog) is the source of this 682-nucleotide messenger RNA. RefSeq names its product biogenesis of lysosomal organelles complex-1, subunit 2 L homeolog (gene bloc1s2.L). Gene Ontology annotation, cellular component: BORC complex; gamma-tubulin complex; BLOC-1 complex. The record is from RefSeq and is marked provisional. Gene Ontology annotation, molecular function: gamma-tubulin binding. NCBI's taxonomy places the organism in Eukaryota, Metazoa, Chordata, Amphibia, Anura, Pipidae. Gene Ontology annotation, biological process: lysosome localization; endosomal transport.